This is a messenger RNA of Melanotaenia boesemani (Boeseman's rainbowfish), 2246 nucleotides long. RefSeq names its product serine/threonine-protein kinase VRK1-like. Bases 104 to 1816 code for a protein of 570 amino acids. The record is from RefSeq and is a predicted model, not a curated record. Lineage: Eukaryota; Metazoa; Chordata; Actinopteri; Atheriniformes; Melanotaeniidae. Gene Ontology annotation, molecular function: ATP binding; protein serine/threonine kinase activity. Gene Ontology annotation, biological process: peptidyl-serine phosphorylation; signal transduction. The transcript has 14 exons. Gene Ontology annotation, cellular component: cytoplasm; nucleus.
GCCGGGUAAGUUUAUACACGACUGGUAACACUAUUAGAGGGCUAAACUGACGCUACACGGCUUCAACUCCCGCUGGAGGUUGUUUCAUACUUUUUCGUUUGUGAUGGCACCACCAAAAAAGAAUACCCUACCCAAACCACUCCCAGAUGGUUUCAUACUGACAGAUGCUGAGAAGAAGAAAUGGAGGCUGGGGGAAAUCAUUGGUCAAGGCGGUUUUGGACUGAUUUACCUUGCCUCCCAGGACAUAGACAGACCCGUUGCAAGGCACACAGAGUUUGUCAUAAAAGUGGAGUACCAGGAGAAUGGCCCCUUGUUUUCAGAGCUCAAGUUCUACCAGAGAGCAGCCAAACCAGCGAGCAUGGGAAGAUGGAAGAGGAGCAAGAAACUGGAUUUCCUGGGCAUCCCGACGUACUGGGGAUCUGGUCUUGCUGAGCAUGCCGGUCUGAGGUAUCGCUUCAUGGCCAUAGACCGACUGGGCAGCGACCUUCAGAAAGUCUGCGAGCACAACAGAGGCCGCCUGAAAAAGGCCACUGUGCUCCAGCUCGGUCAAAGGCUGGUGGACGUCCUGGAGUAUAUUCAUGAAAAUGAGUAUGUCCACGCAGACAUCAAAGCUGCCAACCUCAUGCUGGGUUACAAAGACCCUCAACAAGUCUACCUUGCAGACUAUGGACUCUCAUACAGAUACAUUCCUGAUGGAGUCCACAAAGAAUAUAAAGAAAAUCCUAAGAAGGGCCACAAUGGGACCAUUGAGUACACCAGCCUUGAUGCCCACAAAGGAGUUGCACCGUCGAGACGUAGUGACCUCCAGAUCCUAGGUUUUUGUCUUCUUCACUGGUUAUGUGGGUCUCUGCCCUGGGACAAGGUUCUCAAACAUCCCACUCAGGUCCAGGAGGCCAAGGCAAGACUGAUGGGUAGUCUGCCAGACUCGGUCCAGCAGCUGUCAGUGAGUGGCGCCAGCACAGACGAGGUGGCUGCAUUUCUCCUUUAUGUGGAAACCCUGGGCUACCAAGAUAAGCCUGACUACCAAUAUCUCAAGAAGCUGAUUGGCACUGGUGUUGGUGGAAAGCUCGACCUCUCUGUGCCCGAAGGACCUGCAGGGUUGGGCACCAAGGAGCCUCGCGGCAGGGGAAAGGUGAGAACGAAAGAAGCAGCAACCAGAGGUCCCUGCGAAGAGGAGACUGUGUCUGCAGAGGUAUAUAAAGAAGAAUCUGAUGGGAUGAAGUCCAAACAAGUACCAGCUCGCUACAUACGAGGUCCACCGCUCACCAAACCUCAGUUACAACCGAAAGAAGAGGUUUUACCUGCUGUCAGACGCUCACUGAGGCCGAGAGCUGUACAUUCCUAUGAAGAAACGGACAGUGAGGAGGAGGAUAAAGAGGAAGAUGAUGUCAGAGGCAAACCUGUUCCUGCAUGCUAUCGGAGAGGACCUCCAUUAAAUCCUGGCGUUCAGCCCAAACAGAGAGCUAAAUCCAAAAGGACCAUAAGGGAAUCAGACGAUCUGACCUCUGAGAGACGGGACUGUGGACUCACACACAUGUGGACAGAAGGUGGCAGUAAGAAGCCAACACACACCGAGUACAAGGAAAGAUGGGAUGGAAGUCUGCUCCAUCACAGAGCCGGUUACGGCCGUCAUAAGCCGGCGUGGAGCAGCCGGGUCUGUUGCGUACAUGGAGACUGCUCAGAUCCAAGACCAGAAGCUGCUCCCACACAGGGAAACACAUGGAUGUCCCGGCUGGUUUGUUUGGGCGUCCUCAUCUUACUGACUGCUGUUUUAAAGUAUGCCUGUUUGCUUUCAAAUAGAAACGGUAGGCUGUAGAUGAUGUAGAAACAGGCAUCUCCUCAGGACUUCUGCGCUGCCAUUUUUACUGUGAUAGGCUGAAACAGAAGACGAAGAACAAAACAUCUGUUCACUUAAAUAUAAUAGAAACAAGCACUGGAUUAAAAAAAUAAAUCCAUUUCAGAAUCAAUACGCUGAUGCAUUCAGAGCUUUAGUUACCUUGCUGCAGUAUGGACACUCUCCAAAAACAAUGCUGAAGCUCUGCCUGCUGGAGGGGAGGGCUCGCAGCCACUGAACGAGAGAAAGAGAAAACUUGAUCACACCUUGGAUGUGAUUCAUAAUGGCUUUUAUGUACCCGUCUCCCUGCACUUCUGUGGGCUUAAUGGAACUUCGAGCUCCACUUUUCAUGAAGGUUUCGAAGGUAUUUCAGUCUGAAUACAGAGAAUAUAAAUAAAGUGAUUCUGCUCAA